AUGUUCGUCGGUCGAAUCGAUUACGUGUACAAGUGGGCCCGCUUGUGGAANCCUUUGGUUGAAGAAAUUCAUCACGUCAUCAACAACUGGGUCAGCCAGAUAAUCAGAAUUUACAGUGGUUCCGAUCACAUAGAGUUCGAUUGGCUCGUAGGACCCGUUCCCGUGGAGGAUGGCAUCGGGAAAGAAAUAAUCACUAGAUUUUCCAGUAACUUGAAGAACAAUGGGGAUUUCUAUACCGACGGUAAUGGCCGUGAAAUGUUGAAACGUACGUUAAACAGCCGUCCGAACUGGAAAGUGAGGCUCGUGGAGCCAAUCGCUGGUAACUACUAUCCCGUGACCUCUAAAAUUUCCAUCGAAGAUAAAAAAGAGAUGUUGCGUAUGAGCGUCUUACCCGACAGACCUCAGGGUGGCUCGAGUCUCAGGGACGGAGAAAUCGAACUGAUGAUUCAUAGGCGGUUGUUGUACACGGACAUAUGGAGCGGAGGUGAAGCACUGAAUGAAAUAGCUUACAAUACAGGGCUUGUCGUCAAGGGCAAACAUUGUCUCGUGACUGGUAGCUUGAUGGACCGAGACGAUUUGAUAAUGCAAGAAAAGGAGCUUGCCAAUAAACUUGCUGUUAGUCCUUGGCUAUUUUUUACUCCAUUAUAUACAUCCUUUCAGGAUUGGAGUAAACAGUACAAAAUGAAGAACGAUGGGCUUGUCAAAGCUUUGCCAAGAAAUGUCAGAAUUCUUACACUCGAACCUUGGGCAGAAGGAAAAGUUUUACUUCGAUUGGAGCACUUUUUCGAGACUGGCGAAACGCACGCGUACUCUGCAGCUGCAAAAUUUGAUCUCAAAGAGAUGUUUGCCGGUUUUACUGUGGACUCGUAUGAGGAAAUGACACUCGAUGCAAAUAAAAAUCUGAAAGACGUGGAGCGGCUCAAAUGGAAAUCGGAACUCGACGAGGUUUCCCACGUUGAUAGCUCUAAAACCGAUCGUAUAGAACUGUCCAAUGGGUCACUGAUCGUGAGACUUAAUCCUAUGCAGAUUAGAACAUUUAUCUUAAAACUUUCACCUAAAUUUCAUUAAUGUGUAUCGUCGUUUUAAGGAUGUAUAAUUACUAUCAAUGUUUAAAACUAUGUAUGUGCAUCAAAUUCACUCUCGUCUCUCUGAAUUUGUCCCAAUACGAUGUGUAUAAAUAACCUAAUAAUUGUA
Messenger RNA from Copidosoma floridanum, 1194 nucleotides. RefSeq lists its product as uncharacterized. Gene Ontology annotation, cellular component: lysosome. Lineage: Eukaryota; Metazoa; Arthropoda; Insecta; Hymenoptera; Encyrtidae. The record is from RefSeq and is a predicted model, not a curated record. Gene Ontology annotation, molecular function: carbohydrate binding; alpha-mannosidase activity. Gene Ontology annotation, biological process: mannose metabolic process.